UUAUUUAAAAAAAAAUUAUUAUAAUCUCGGUUCAAAGAAACUCAUUCUCCCACCUUACAGGCUGAAAUGAAAUCUACACCUGCUGCAAUAAAACAAAAACACAACUGAGGUACACAGAUUUCUCCAUCAAAACUGUUUUUUUCUUUCAUCGUUUUGUGUCUUUUCCCCUGCAACUCUCUCUUUUUUAUUAUCAACAAUACAAAAAAAUCCAAUAGCAUUAGAUAGUGUCUUGUCUUCAGUAUAAAAAUUUCAACCUUUUUUGUGUCUUCAAUCAAAUCUUGUGCAUAUGACUGAUUUUUCAUAAAAAGUUGCAAUCUUUUGUGUUUUUUCUCUGACCCUUCAACAUGGGAAGGAGUUUUGUUCAAUUUAAAGGUGACACCUUUUUGCCUCCAUUUGAACAACCACCAAAUAAUUUUAAUUUUCAGCCAAACCCAAAUUCACCAUUUUCACCCAUUAUCACCUCAACUUCUAAUCUUCGAUCUGAUAAUUUCAGUUUAAAUGAUAACACCUUAAAGGUUAGUCCAAGUAUACUUUUAAUCAUUAUCAUUUUGGCCAUUGUUUUCUUCAUUUCUGGUUUACUUCACCUACUAGUUAGAUUCCUUUGGAGACCUCAAAGUAGAGACCAUGAUGAUUUGGAUGAUGUUACUGCACUUCAAGGUCAAUUGCAACAGCUUUUUCACCUUCAUGAUUCUGGUGUUGACCAAUCUUUCAUUGAUACAUUGCCUGUUUUCCUUUACAAAGCUAUUAUAGGAUUGAAAAACCCUUUUGAUUGUGCUGUUUGUUUGUGUGAAUUUGAACUUGAAGAUAAGCUUAGGUUGUUGCCAAAAUGUAGUCAUGCUUUUCACAUGGAGUGUAUUGAUACAUGGUUAUUGUCUCACUCUACUUGUCCUCUUUGUAGAGCUAAUUUGCUUCAUGAUUUUUCACCAAACAAUAAUUGUUCAUCCAUUGUUCUUCUUUUGGAAUCUGGUAGUGAUAGUUCUAGAGAGGUUGUUUCAGAAAGAGAGGCUAAUAAUGCAGGUAGUAGUGAUGUUGGCAUUGGAAGGACUAGUUCUGUUAUGACAACAAAUUCUCAUCUUGGUUGCUGUGGUGACUGCGAAAUCGGAGGCGAUUUGGUUCCGAAUAUUGAAAAUGCAAACAUUCCUGACCCAAUUGUUGGAGUUGAAGGAGAUGCUGUGGAUAAAGUUGUCACUGUUAAGCUUGGAAAGUUUAGGAAUGUUGAUGGUGUUGGUGAUGGAGAAGGAAGUAGCAAUAACAAUAUGGAUGAUAGAAGGUGUUUUUCAAUGGGGUCAUUUGCUUAUAUUAUGGAUGAAGCUUCUUCAUUGCAGGUACCAAUUAGGACUCCAAUGAAGAAACAAAUGAUUAAGAAGAAGAAUGUUUUGCCUUUGAUUCCAGGUCAUAAGCCAGCAAUGUCAGAAUAUGACAGUGAAUCAAGAAGAGAUUUCAAAUUUGCAAGCUUUGAUUCAAAUAGAGUUGAUGAUGUUGUUGUUGUUAAUGCUGAAAUUGGAGGUGCUAUUGGAAGGAGCCAAAAAGAGAGUUUUUCUGUAUCAAAGAUUUGGCUUAGAGGGAAAAAGGAUAAGUCAAAUGUUGGGUCUUUGGUUGAUUCAUCUAGAAGGGCUGUUUCAUUUAGGUUUCCAUUACAAAGGAAUGUUGGUAGUUCUACAAAUGAUUUGAAGAGAAAGAAUGGAAGAUUUGAUACAAGGAGUAAUGUUUCUGAGAUGGAAUUUGGUAAAUGGGAAAAUGGAGGAGGAAGUGAAUUUGGCUAUGAUGAAGAAAAUCGAAGUUGCUAUAGUAUGGAUUCACAAGCUAGAGCACCAUCUUUUGCUAAAAGGACUUUGCUUUGGCUAACAGGAAAACAGAACAAGGUUGUUCACUCAUCCAAUACUUCUUCCACCCUCUAGUUUCUUAUCUCUUAUUUUUUUUGAGCCAUUUUUCUUUAAUAUUAUUACAAUUACAUAGAUUUAUAUGUGUAGAUUUAUAAUGGUGGAAAGGUGGAGGAGGAAUGGGAAAAAAGUUGUGGGAUUUGAAUGGAUUACUUUUCAGUUUUUGCAUGAAUUUUGUUGCUGUUCCAUUAAACACGAGUCUACCUCAGUGAAGGUGAAAAUAAUGUAGGAGAUUCUUUUGUUCACCUUCUAUUUGAUUCACCUGUUCAAUGGCAACAUAAAACUUUUAAUUAACAUUUAGAUUUCAUUUUUCA
This is a messenger RNA of Cicer arietinum (chickpea), 2194 nucleotides long. Its product is annotated as RING-H2 finger protein ATL13. Lineage: Eukaryota; Viridiplantae; Streptophyta; Magnoliopsida; Fabales; Fabaceae. The record is from RefSeq and is a predicted model, not a curated record.